GACUUUGGAGUAAAUUCAGUAAGUGAUAUAGGUGUGAAGCAAUCGGCGCGCAUCAACGAGCCGAUCGUGUCGGUGAGCGCGGCGGACGGCGACCUGCGCGAGAACGGCAGCGUGCGCUACGCGCUGGCCGCCUCCCACCUCUACAAGCUGGGCGCGCGCCGCGCCAGCGGCAGCGUGCUGCCCUCGCCCUUCAACAUCACACAGGAUGGGGUCCUCAUGACGGCAGCGUUCAUGUCGGAGUACAGCCAGGACCGGUUCGUGCUGGACGUGAUCGCGGAGGAGGUGGCGCCGCCGCACCGCCGCGCCUCCGCCAAGGUCUAUGUGAGUACUGAUUUCUACUAAAUUCUACGACAACUUUA
Messenger RNA from Papilio polytes (common Mormon), 359 nucleotides. Its product is annotated as cadherin-87A-like. Gene Ontology annotation, molecular function: calcium ion binding. Gene Ontology annotation, cellular component: membrane. The transcript is spliced from 2 exons. The annotation marks the transcript as partial. NCBI's taxonomy places the organism in Eukaryota, Metazoa, Arthropoda, Insecta, Lepidoptera, Papilionidae. The record is from RefSeq and is a predicted model, not a curated record. Gene Ontology annotation, biological process: homophilic cell-cell adhesion.